Messenger RNA from Symbiodinium natans, 624 nucleotides. NCBI's taxonomy places the organism in Eukaryota, Dinophyceae, Suessiales, Symbiodiniaceae. The record is from the annotation of a GenBank genome assembly.
AUGUCCCAGGAGGUCGACUUCAUCGUGAUCCCAGUCCAUGAACUCUCAAUGGAACAGCAGACCAGGAUCAAUGAAGCUCGCGAAAGUGUAUUCGGCAAAGACGCAGGAAUCGCCGAUUUUCAUGCUCACUUCGGUGCCGGUGCGAUGUGUUUGCUGCUCGGGUCGUCUCCGGAGCCAGCCCCUGCCGGCGCGUCUGUGGUAAACUGGCGUGCGUUUUGCAUCGUCCGUGAGAUGCCCCCGAUUCGUGUUCAAAGCGACGAGUUUCCUUGUGUGGGCGUGUGUUCGGUCAUCUCGCUGGUUCCGGGACAGGGCUAUGGGAAGCAACUGAUGACGAUGGUCCGCGACUUCGUUUCACACAGAUACCCCCUCCACCAAGCGCUGGGAUUCACCGGAGCCACCAACUUCUUCAAACAAUGUGACGGUUGGCAGGUUGCACCUGGACUUAUCUCUCGGUUUGUCUUCGUCCAUCCCGAAACGCUCGAGCCCGAGCUCGACGACGAUGGCGAUGCCUUCUUCCUGGCACUUCCGCACGGCGGAGGGAAUCGACUCAUCGAAGCUGUGGAAGCGAUUCCGGCUCCCCUCGACCUCGAGCGCCGGGCCGUCAUCCGGAUCCCUUUUUGGUGA